GGUCCAUGAAGAGAUUGGCGAGAGGAAACGAAAAAGAGAGCAAAAACACUUCUGGAUCACAACUUUCUUCAUCCUUUUCAAAUUUCUAAAAGUUGCAAAAUUACAAUGAAGGAUUACAUUUUUGUUCCUAUUUUCUUUUUCUUUUUCUUGUGUUUUUCUUCUUCUUCUCUCUCUUCUUCCUUGUUCAUCGUCACCGUGUCUAUACCAUCUCUCCCUCCUCCAUUCCUAAGUCAAUAACAGGAAGCAUAUAUAGGCAAUACUUUCCUUCUCGUUUGUCUCUUCACCAAGAUAUCACCUCUUCCUUAUUUUCUUCAUCUAUAAUGUAAUGUAACAUUAUUAUUAUUUCAUCAAAUCAAAGACACCAUAUCAAUCUUGUAGAGGAGGAUGAAGCGUGGAAAAGGCGACAAAAAGGGAACAAAGAACCGAGAUGUCAGCGGUCAAGUAGUUCCGCUCACUGAACCGGUGGUUGUAGCUCCGCCUAUGGUUGGAACAAGAUCGUGGAUAGGAGGGCUCUUUACACGCUCCAGUAGACGUCAAGACAAGUCAAUCGACUAUACUUUGUCUCCUCUUCAGGAGGAAAGACUUCAAAAGCUGCAAGAUCGUUUGCUUGUACCUUUUGAAGAGACACGCAUUGACCAUCAGGAAUCACUUAAAGCAUUGUGGAAUGCAUCAUUUCCGAACAUUAAUCUCACAGGCUUAGUAACAGAACAAUGGAAAGAUAUGGGAUGGCAAGGUCCCAAUCCAUCUACCGAUUUCAGGGGUUGUGGAUUUAUUGCUCUAGAGAAUUUGCUAUUUUCCGCAAGAACAUAUCCGGUUUGUUUCCGGAGACUAUUACUGAAACAAAAAGGCGACAGGGCAAAGUGGGAGUACCCUUUUGCAGUUGCUGGAAUCAAUAUCUCUUUCAUGCUGAUCCAAAUGCUCGAUUUACAAAACACUCCAAAGCCGAAAUGUCUUCCAGGAAUGAAUUUUCUCAAACUCUUAGAAGAAGACGAGAAUGCAUUCGAUGUACUAUAUUGUAUAGCUUUCGCGAUGAUGGAUGCUCAGUGGCUUGCGAUGCACGCUUCUUACAUGGAAUUCAAUGAAGUAUUACAGGCGACUCGGAAUCAGCUAGAGAGAGAGCUUUCGUUGGACGAUACUCAUCGGAUUCAAGAUCUCCCUGCUUAUAAUCUCUUGUUCCAAUAGAGUUUUCUUUUUUUCUAUUUAGAUUUAUGUGUACAUUAACUGGAUUUAUGAAUGAAAAGAAACGAUAAUCAAUGAACCAAAAAUAAAAUAAAAAGAUUGAAAUUGAAUGAUAAUGAUGCAUAUCCAUCGUUGUUAUGUUCUAACAUUGAUGAUGAUGAUAGUGUGGAAGGAAACUAAGAAGUUAACGUGGAAUCUUUGACUUCUGUACUUCAAAUAAUCAAAACUCUUAUCGUUCGUCUUUUAAGUAGUAAAGAUCUUCACUCUUCUGACCAAGUGACCAGUAUUGUCCGUGUCGACAUUAAUUUGUUUAUGUUGAAAAGUCGGUCUGAUGUAUGACCUAUUGUAUAUUCGCAAAUGAAUAUUAAAAAAUAAGAUAAUGUUCUUUACGUUUGCAUUGGAGUUGGAAUUUUGAUCUUAUCCUCUACAUAUGACAAAACAGAAGGGAUCCCCACUUUAAAACCUAACGUGAAGGAUAAGAUUCCUUACCAGUUUCAACCACAUUCCCACGAUUAGUAUACAAUUCGAAAUGUCUAUUUCUUGGAGGUGGACGUUUUAUUCUUUUUAAAGUAAUUUUGAUAAUAUAGUGUACGUAAUGAUUCGUUUACAGUAGUAUGCAAUAAGUUUCUCCAUUUAAAAAAAAAAAAAUUAAAAAAACUGUUAGACAUGAUUACUACUUCAGUAACGGUGCUGAGGCACAAAAAAAGUUUCAAGUGAAGGAUGAUGUUAUAUAAACUUACAAGAAGGCAUUUACUCAGUUUCAACACGCAACAAGUAACAACGAUUACUCUGUUUCAACAAGACAGCAAACUCUCUAUAUACCGACAUACACUUUUCUCAAAAGGUUAGGUAUCUUAAAACGCUAUAUCCUAACCAAAACGCUACAAAAGCCAGAUCACUCUUUUUAGAAAACGCCAGCGGUUCCAUAAACAAAGAAAGGAUGGGGACUUUUACGAUGACAA
Brassica napus (rape) is the source of this 2141-nucleotide messenger RNA. RefSeq names its product ELMO domain-containing protein A-like. The transcript has 11 exons. NCBI's taxonomy places the organism in Eukaryota, Viridiplantae, Streptophyta, Magnoliopsida, Brassicales, Brassicaceae. The coding region runs from base 385 to 1182 and encodes 265 amino acids. The record is from RefSeq and is a predicted model, not a curated record.